Prorocentrum cordatum is the source of this 1374-nucleotide messenger RNA. The record is from the annotation of a GenBank genome assembly. Lineage: Eukaryota; Dinophyceae; Prorocentrales; Prorocentraceae.
AUGGACGAGGCUGGGGAGCGGCCGACUUCAGCCAGUGCCAACAGGCCUCUGGGGCGCAUGGUGCCGAGGGACCUGCCGCCGCUGCCCUCGGCGCCGCUCAACCCAGCUCGCGGGUCGAGGGUCCUUCCUCGGCGCGCCGCGCGGAAGCUCGACCGAGAGACUGCCGUCGGCCGCCGCGUGAACGACUGCGCCGCCGCCCUCGCCAACACGCACGGGGACGGCGACGUCUGCUCGGAGGCAGCCCUGAAAGAGUUGCUCGACCAGGACUCUCUGGGAUGCAAUCCAGAUGGUCCCACUGCGGCUGCGCCGCGCGAUCGCGAUCUGGUUGCACGGCCCGAGUCGGCGGGCCGCGUGAGCUUGCUGGAGGCACUGCCGGAGCCAGAUCGGCAGGAGGUGAUCGACGGUGAGAGUUCGCCUUUAUUUCGCGCUGACGAGGUCCGCCCUGGCGCCGCCAAGGUGCACUGCGAUAAGACCCUGCGCAACAACAGAGACGAGCGCGUGGCCUUUGUCCAGGACUUGCCGCGGCGGGACAUGGCACAGCUGCGCGCGCGUCGUGAUUUUGAAAUAAGAGUUUUCUCCGCGAAGAAGAAGGCCGGCAACGUUCGUUUGAUUGUGGACGCGAGAGCGGUCAACCAGGCGCUGAAGCGGCCCACCUCGACCCAUUCGGCGUCGACCGCGGCGCUGGCGGGCCUGGGGGCGGAGCCCGAUGACCAGCUGGCGUUCUCCCUGCAGGACAUCGCCGACUGCUUCUUCCAGCUCAGGGCGCCGGCACAUCGCGAGCUGCUCCGCGACGGCGGGCUCGGCGGCAUCGAGAGCGAGCUGGAGCGCCGCCGGCUGGCCCCAGGGGCGCGCGCCCAGCCGGCCCCGCGCGCGGCGCACGUCGACGACGAGAUUUCUGCGUCGUCUCAGCCCGGGGCAACCAAGCAGGCGCGCAGGCAAGCCGCCGCGGCGAUGGCUCAGGUCGGGCUGCCGCUGCGCGAGGUAGAGGCGGGCCAGAGCGUGGCGGAGGCGCCUGGGAUGGAGCUGGACGGCGUCCAGCUGAAGGCGCGGCUGGCGCGGGCAAAGCGCCGGCGGCUGCUGCGGGGCACAAGGGCGCUCCUGCGGCGCAGGCGGGUUGCGGGCCAGGAGGUGGAGAAGCUGACCGGCCACUUCACGCAUGCGAUGCUGCUGGGCCGGCCUGCGCUGAGCGCCUUCCGGUCGGCUCGCGACUUCGGUAGGCGCCACUACCGCGGGCCUGUUGCCUUGUGGCCCUCGGCGAGGCAGGAGCUGGUCAACGCGAUGAACUUGCUGCCGGUGCUCAUGGUCGAGCCCAGUCUGCCGCGGCCUGGGCCUACGACCUGCUCGGAUGCCACGCUCAAGGGCUACGCCGCGCAG